This is a messenger RNA of Gadus macrocephalus (Pacific cod), 1042 nucleotides long. Its product is annotated as transmembrane emp24 domain-containing protein 11. The record is from RefSeq and is a predicted model, not a curated record. Gene Ontology annotation, biological process: intracellular protein transport; endoplasmic reticulum to Golgi vesicle-mediated transport; Golgi organization. Gene Ontology annotation, cellular component: endoplasmic reticulum-Golgi intermediate compartment; Golgi apparatus; COPII-coated ER to Golgi transport vesicle. Lineage: Eukaryota; Metazoa; Chordata; Actinopteri; Gadiformes; Gadidae. The transcript has 5 exons. Bases 176 to 826 code for a protein of 216 amino acids.
AUUUUCUCACACUCUGGCAUUUUCCAACACAGCCUUUACGAGAUAACAACCGUACUGCAGCCUAACAUUUAAGAAUUCUACAUUGAUCACAUGUGAAACAUAUGGAAUACAUCCGCCGAGAACAAUACUUUUAACUCAUAUAUUUUGUAGUUCAGUAAAUAAGUUAUAGUUUUGGAUGAAAAUGAGUUUGCGUGGAGUGGCGUGUUGCCUGCUGAGUUACCUGGUGCUGGUGGAGGCCAUGUUUAUGGACCUGGGAGAACAGGAGGAGAGAUGCAUAAUAGAGGACAUCCCUGAAGGCACGCUGGUGACAGGGUACUUCCUCCUAGAGCCUUGGGAUCUGAAGCAGAGUUCAGGUCUACCUCAAAUGGGUAUGACCACCACGGUGCGAGACCCUGGCAAUGAGGUGUUGAUGACCAAGCGUUACGGGAAACACGGUAAAUUCACCUUCACCUCUCAUGCCAGUGGACAGCACCUGCUCUGCUUCCAAACCAACUCUACCAGCUUCUCUGUCUUUGCUAAGGAAAAGCUGAAACUGCAUUUGGAUGUUCAGAUGGGAGAACAUCCCAUUGAGAGAGGCUCAGAGAAGACCAAGGAAAACCUGCACACUAUGGAGGAGUCUCUGAAUCAUAUGAUUGACCAGAUGAUGUACAUCACCAGGCAGCAAGACCAACAAAGGGAGAGAGAAGAGGUAUUUCGUCAAAACAGCGAGGACACCAACCGUAGCGUGCUGUGGUGGUCUGUGGUGCAGACAACCAUCCUUCUCUCUGUGGGCUUCUGGCAAAUGAACAGACUCAAAGACUUCUUCAUAGAAAAGAAGCUCAUCUGAUCAAGUCCUUUAAUAUUAUUAGGAUCGCACAUGUUGAUUUUUAUGCUUGAUGAGCAUAAACUGUUGGAAUUAAUAAAUACGAUUUUCUUUUUGCAUUAUAAUGACCUAUUAUUAAAAAUAUAUAGGCCUAUCAUUUAUAAUUAACAUUUGUAUGUGAACAACAAAAAUAUGUAUACAUGUUUGCAUCAUGUUAUAGGGUAAAAACAAUAAAAAUUA